CAUCAGCACACAGAGUCGGGAGGAUGAUUUAGGAUGUUCUGCGACGCGCUCGGAUGUUGUGCGCAAAGGGAAAUGCGGUAAAGAUGCGGUAGGAUGUUGCGCGCACACCGCAGAACGCCAAACCUUUAAUGAUGGCACAACGGAACGACGACAUGUCGGUCCAGGACUCGUAACUGUGCCCAACAUGUAGCUGGAUGGACAGGAGACAGGAGAGAGGGCGGCGGGAGCUUCUAUUAUCCAACACGAUGCGUUUUCAGCCUGGCAUGUGAACAUGGGCUCUCAUGUGGUACAGACGCUCAGGCAGGGGGUGUGGGCAUCCCUGACCGGUGGAUGGUACCACGACCCCGAGCAGAACAAAUUCAACAACUCGUGCCACCUUUACCUAUGGCUCUUCUUACUCAUGUUACCUCUGGCUCUACAUCUGGCUCUUCCACCCACCACGUUGGCCCUCUGUAUCUACUGCGCCUCGGUCACCGUCCUCUUCAUCCUCAUCAAGAUGGUGAAUUACCGUCUCCAUCUGAUGUUCGAUGAAGGUGAAAUCGUACCGCGGAACAGCGUCUCUGACAUCAGCAAGGGUGCAGACCGGAAAAGUAAUGACUCGGACGCCUGUCUUCCAUCCAACCUGAGAAAAAGCAGCACGGUGCCGGACAGCGUCGCGAUGACAGUACUGACCAAAAACAGAGCGAGUCCUGUCAUUCAGGUCACGGUGAAACAGACCGAAACAGAUCCGGGACUGAUUGGGGCGUGCGCAACAGAGGACCUGAAGAACCCAGAGGGUCAAGAGGACACGCCCUCCCAAAAAAAGUCCAAAGCGAGCACAGAACCUGUGGAGAAGCUGACCCCCGAAGAUGCAUUUAGUCCAAAUACGGAUCAAUCAGCACCGUUACUACAGGCAGAAGAGAGACAGGCGACCUGUACGAACACGGCUGAUGAAGUUCUGACCCCUGGUACUUGCAGCGUUGAGGAGGAACCAGAGAAAGAAUCUCCGGACAGUCCAUCUCCAGAGGACAAACAUCCAGAGGACGAGGAGAAGCCUGAGGAGACCUACUGCUCGGAUGAGAUCUCAGUGGUGCUGAUCGACAACUCGAAUUCCUCGGGCCGCCUGGAUGAGAGCGAUACGGUGAAGAUCGUCAUAACUUUGAGCUGUGACCCUCAGACGGCGGCCGAGCUCGAGGAAUCGGUCAAGCUCAGCCUUCUGGAGUCGGCUCAGUCUCGACUAGCCCAGCAGGACCAGGCGGGAGCGGACUGUCCCGUCAAGAUACCCGUCAUCACCUUCGAUACAGCUCGAGAGGCGGAGGAAACCUGCGUGGAAGAUGAUGAGAGGAUCACUUCCAUCACUUCUGGUGAGCCAUCUGCCCAAAAACAGCCCACGGCUCGUGAAGGUCUCGUUCCCAAGGAGCAAAAUGACGCCGAUCCUGGUCACGACGACCCGGAAGCAUGGUCAAACGAGCGUCCGCUGGAGAACAGUGAAGCCGGCGAGCCGGAAACGGACCCCGAUGGAUUUUUGCAGAUCCCGUCCGGGUUCGGGAGGUCCGGAGGAGGGAGGACUCACACCAGGGGGCUCAGCAUGGACAGCGGGAGGGACGCCGUCCUCAGUGGACGCCGAGCCAAAGCCAGGCUGUGCACCAUGACCACGUCCAAGUCCGACCUGGAGGAUAAAGACGGUCAGCUGCCCGACGAGUCCAACUUUGUGGAGUUUGUUUCCAUGUUGGAGUCCAUCAGCGUUACCAGAGGAGGGAAGCAGACCGAGGAUGAAGAAAAUGAGGAGCAGAGAGCUGAAAUAGACGAGGAAUCUACAGCGGCAGUGAGGUCAGAAAGCACGGACACGGCAGCGAAAAAAUUACCUCCAAACCCUCCAAACAGCCUGGCUACUGACGCCAUGUGGAACCUUCCGGAUAAACUUAUUCCCAUAGUGUCUCCCGACAGCCCCCAGACGGAUAAGGAGAGGGACCCGGACUACGACUCUCUCCCCUCUCAAACCUCCCAAUCGGAGAGCUCGAUGCUGCAGGUCAUCUGUAGACCGGAGGCAACGUCCAGGGAGGAGGCGUAUACCUUCCACACCGUUCACAGAGAAAGACCUCGGAAGCUGUACAACGAGAGAGCGCUGAACUUACCUCUGGGAGCCGAACUCAUCACGGGUAACAUAUGCGAUCUUCUCUCCACGUCUUCGAACUCGGAGUGCCAGGAUGGGUUAGUCGGGGGGCACCCGGACUGUCCAUUCCAGCGCCGCAUCAUUCCAGCUCACCGGCUUCGCCCCCGGAGAACACACCCCGAGAUCUUUCAGGAGGAAGACUCUCUUGAUGACUCCUCAGACACAACUACUCAGGAGAAACCGUCACGGAAGCUCUACUACAAGCUUAAAGUUUUCCCUGGAAAAUUUAUCAACAUCCUGUAUGACCGGCUAACCUUGAUGGCACUUCUAGACAGGAAUCAGGACUGGAAGGAGAACACGGCUGCGGUGUGUUUAGCCUCCCUGGUUGCGUUCCUGGGCUUCGUGCUCCUGAACCAGGGCUGCUUCAGAGACUUUUGGGUGUUUCAGUUCUGCCUCGUCAUGGCUAGCUGUCAGUACUCGCUGCUGAAGAGCGUGCAGCCUGAUGCAGCGUCACCCACUCAUGGACACAAUCGGAUCAUCAUCUACAGCCGAGCUGCGUACUUCUGUAUGUUUUGUGGCCUUAUUUGGAUUUUGGAGCUGGUGCUGAAGAAAUCGGACCUUCCCGUGUUCACUUUAUACGGCGUCACCGUUGUGACGUCAGACUCCCUCCAGUUUAUGCACGACAUUUUAAGAGGGUUCACAUGUUUCUUCCCUGUAAGCUUUUUGCUGGGCCUCCUUCCACAGAUCAACACCUUCGUUAUUUAUUUAUUAGAGCAGAUCGAUAUUCACUUCUUCGGUGGCACAGCGGCGACCGGACUUCACUCGGCCGUUUACUGCAUCGGGAGGAGUGUGUUGGCGUUAACGAUGCUGUAUGGAUUUUGUUUGGGUGCUUUGAAGGAACCUUGGGAUGAGCAGCACAUCCCCGCCCUGUUCUCUGGUUUCUGUGCUCUGUUGGUUGCCUUGUCGUAUCAUCUCAGUCGACAAAGCAGUGACCCCUCUGUAUUGUUCUCUUUGAUCAAGUCCAAACUGGUGCCAGAGCUCGGCAAUGGUGAGGUGGAGGAAGAGUCGACCGAGAAUGAAGAUCCUCUACCGGAAAAGCUGAAGAGCUCCGUGAGGGAGAUUCUGCUCUCAGAUCUGGUCGUGUGCAUCAUAGCAUCAGUUUUGACUUACGCAGUCACUGCCAGCACCGUCUUCCUGUCCUUAAGGCCGUUUGUCACCAUAGUGCUGUAUGCCUUGGCAGCAACCGUGGGCUUCGUUACCCACUAUCUCAUCCCUCAGCUACGUAAGCAUCAUCCCUGGUUGUGGAUCUCACACCCAGUGCUGAAGAGUAAGGAGUACUUCCAGUUUGAGCCUUCAGAGGAUGCUCAGCUGAUGUGGUUCGAGCGCCUCUACGUUGGACUCCUGAGCUUUGAGAAGUACGUGGUGUAUCCUGCCAUCGUGCUCAGUGCUCUCACCAAUGACGGGUUCGCUCUCAGUCACAGGAAGAAGCUCGGUAUACACUCUGAUGUCUUAUUGAUGACAGUUGCUGGGAUGAAGCUCCUGCGCUCGUCCUUCUGUAACCCCAGCUACCAGUUCCUCACGCUGGUCUUCACCAUCGUCUUCUUCCAGUUCGACUACAGCAGAGCUUCUGAGACCUUCCUGCUCAACUUCUUCCUCAUGUCCAUCGUCUUCCACAAGCUCUGGGAUCUGCUGCUCAAGCUGCACUUCGUGUUGGUGUACAUCGCCCCCUGGCAGAUCGCGUGGGGCAGCGCGUUCCAUGCCUUCGCUCAGCCGUUCGCCGUGCCGCAUUCGGCCAUGCUGUUGCUCCAGACGUUGAUCACCACGGUCUUCUACACGCCGCUGAGCCCGUUCCUGGGAAGCGCCAUCUUUAUCACGUCAUAUCCACGUCCCGUCAAGUUCUGGGAGAGAAACUACAACACGAAACACGCUGACAAUUCCAACAUCAGGCUGGUGUCUCAGAUCGACAAGGAGACGGGAUGUGACGAUAACAAUCUGAACUCGAUCUUCUACGAGUACCUGACGCGUUCGCUGCAGCACUCGCUGUGUGGGGACCUGCUGCUGGGCCGCUGGGGAAACUACAGCGCCGGAGACUGCUUCAUCCUGGCCUCGGAUUAUCUCAACGCCCUGGUGCACCUCGUGGAGGUCGGGAACGGCCUGGUCACGUUCCAGCUGAGGGGCCUGGAGUUCAGGGGUACGUACUGCCAGCAGAGGGAGGUAGAGGCCAUCACGGAGGGCGUGGAGGAGGACGAGGGCUGUUGCUGCUGCGAGCCGGGUCACCUGGCCCACGUCCUGUCGUGCAAUGCCGCGUUCAACCUGCGCUGGCUUGCCUGGGAGCUGACCACCACCAAGUAUGUGCUGCAGGGCUACAGCAUCAGCGAGAACAACGCCGCUACCAUGCUGCAGCUCUAUGACCUGCGCAAGCUGCUCAUCACCUACUACCUCAAGAGCAUCGUCUACUAUCUGAUGAUCAACCCAAAGCUGCAGACGUGGUUGAAGGAUCAGUCUAUACACGAAGCCCUGCAGCCCUACAGCAAGUGGCACCACAUAGAACGAGACCCGGUGGUGUUCAGCGUCAAGAUCGACGAGGACUACGUCCACUGCCUGCAGGGCGUCACCCGGGCCAGCUACUGCAACGUCUAUCUGGAGUGGGUCCAGUACUGCGUCAGCAAAAUGGACGAGCCGGUGGAGUGUGGCGAGGACUCUCCACUGGUCACACUGUGUUUUGCUCUGUCGGUGCUGGGCAGGAGGUGUCUGGGCACCGCGUCACAUAACAUGUCCAACAGUUUGGAAUCGUUCCUGUUCGGCUUCAGCACCUUGUUUAAGGGAGAUUUCCGCAUCCCCACCAAGGACGAGUGGGUGUUUGCUGACAUGGAUCUGCUGCAGAAGGUGGUGGCACCUGCCGUCAGAAUGAGUCUCAAGCUUCAUCAGGACCACUUCACGAGCCUGGAGGAGUCCGAGGAGCCGGCCGUCCUCCACGAGGCCAUCAGCACCUACAGGAGCGCCCUGGUGAUCUGCGACGAGGGCGACCCGGCCUGGCGCCGGGCGGUUCUGUCCAGCAGGGACACGCUGCUCACGUUACGCCAUACGCUGGACGAAGGGAGCGACGAGUACAAGAUCAUCAUGCUCUACAAGCGCUUCCUCAGCUUCAAAGUCAUCAAGAUGAAUAAGGAGUGCGUCCGUGGGCUCUGGGCCGGUCAGCAGCAGGAGCUGAUCUUCCUGCGUAACCGGAACCCGGAGCGCGGCAGCAUCCAGAACUCCAAACAGGCGCUGCGCAACAUGAUCAACUCCUCGUGCGACCAGCCGCUGGGCUACCCCAUGUUCGUCUCCGCCCUCACCACCUCCUACGCCGGCACGCACAAGCACAUGGGCAGCGUGUGGGGGGGCGCGCUGAGCCCGAGGGACGUCCGGUCCUGGCUGUGCUCCCGGUGGCUGCGGGUGAGGAAGGACAACCUGACCAGCGGUAACAGCGGCGUGAACAUGGAGGACGUGGACUGCGCCGGAUCGUCCGUCAGCCACACCCACAACUCCAUCACGUCCCAGAGCGCCAGCACUCACCAAGCGCAUCCUCGCGGCUCUCGCACCCGGCACCACAGCGCAGGGCAUCGUGAGUACCGCAGUGAGUCUGUACAGCCUCAGUCCCAGCGGGCCCCUGUCACCAGUCGCUCGGGGCCGAUCCUGGACCAUCAGCAGGGCUCAAACGAUCUCGCUCAGCGCCUGUCUAACAGUCAGCACUCCUUCAACACCUCCUCAGUAGCCUCUGUGUUCUCCCAGGUACCGCGUGUGUCGGCGGCGGGCGCGGUGCUGCCGGCUCAGCCGCGCUGCAGUCAGGCCUCCUCGUCGAGCUCCACCCUCAGCCUGCUGUUCGGCAAGCGUAGCUUCUCCAGCGGCCUCGUCAUGUCGGGCCUGUCCGCCGCCGAGGGAGGGAACAGCACCGAUACCCAGUCGUCCAGCUCCAUCAAUAUCAUCACGCCAGGACCAUCGGCACGCCACGCCAACACUCAGUGGGCAUCAGAAGCGUACGAGAGCAUAGACGCCACGUCCACCGCAGACACCGGGUCGAAGGAGAACACCACAUCAGGAGAGAAGAGCAUGGAGUAAAGCCGGCGGGGGUCCGUCACGGCACACAAAAUCGCUGCCACCUCACAUGACAUGUUUUAAACCAAAACACUGUAAAUGUUUAAUAUUAGUAAAGAAGAACGAAUGAGGACUGAGACUGUGAGUGCUGGACAUUGUUAAGUCUGUGAUAUUGAACACUUGUAGUCACAUGAGCACGCCGGGUCGGCUGGUGAGUAUUUUUGACAUUUAGGGGUCGACCCAGUGUGUUAAUUCUGGACUACACAUCCCAAAUAAACCCUGAUAACAAAACA
Molecule: messenger RNA, 6459 nt
Organism: Trichomycterus rosablanca
Lineage: Eukaryota; Metazoa; Chordata; Actinopteri; Siluriformes; Trichomycteridae
Gene: pcnx2
Product: pecanex 2
Exons: 35
Coding region: 272-6190 (1972 amino acids)
Cellular component (GO): membrane
Source: RefSeq, a predicted model, not a curated record